Babjeviella inositovora NRRL Y-12698 is the source of this 2821-nucleotide messenger RNA. RefSeq names its product autophagy protein (gene ATG9). The record is from RefSeq and is a predicted model, not a curated record. Lineage: Eukaryota; Fungi; Ascomycota; Pichiomycetes; Serinales. Gene Ontology annotation, cellular component: phagophore assembly site; autophagosome. The coding region runs from base 59 to 2500 and encodes 813 amino acids. The transcript has a single exon. Gene Ontology annotation, biological process: autophagy of mitochondrion; protein localization to phagophore assembly site.
CAAAAUUGUAUUUUAUCCCACCUGACACAAACCGCCUCACAUCACUCCUCUCCACACAAUGUCAAUAAACAACAACACCUUUCUAUCGCGGAUAUUCGGUGCGAACAGCUACUACCCAAAUGACGAAGAAGCGCUAGAGAAUACAGAGCUCUCUCUCUUCAACCCCGUGUCGGAUGAGUUCACCAACCGGUUUGCCCCCCAGCCGCGUCUGUACCUAGAAUCGGAGGCAGAGUCGGAUUCCGAUUCUGAUGGAUUGCUCAAUGAGUCGCGAACGCUACCAAGUGGGACUAAUGAGCGAGAUAAGACACCAACACGGGGUUCCGUGGCGCCAACCUUCACCACCCCUUCCCUCCCCGCCACAUCCACCAAUCCCAAAGGCCCCCCAUUAUUUGGAAUUCUUAACAGCCGCUACAAAGCUCCAGAGACGGCGCCGGUAAAUGAGCAAGAUCCUGUGUUGCCCACGUUUCAGACCCCAGCGCGGCGGCGGAAAACCAUUGGAUUCCUCUCUAACAGAGAAAAGGCCCUGUGGAUGUGGGCAAACGUGGAGAAUCUCGACAUCUUCCUCCAGGACUUGUACAAAUACUACCUAGGAAACGGAUUCCAGUGCAUGAUGCUCUCCAAAACAAUGGAUCUCUUCACGCUCAUCUUUGUCAUCUGGUUUUCUGGCUACAUAUCCUCGUGCGUGGACUACUCCAAAAUUGCACACUCCAAGUCCUUGGCAGAGAUCCGGAUCCCCCAGUGCUACGCGCACAUGAACCCUCUCAAGAAGUUCUUCGGGUUUAUUAUGUUUGCGUACGUGGUGGUGCGGGUAAUCCAGGUGUACAACGACUACUACCGGCUCCUGGAGGUGCGGAACUUCUACAACCACCUUUUGAUGCUCGAGGACGACGAGUUGACCACCAUUUCGUGGCAGCAGGUGGUUGCAAAGAUUACGCUCGUGGCUGAUGCCAACGGGGUUGUAGCCUCGUCCCAGAAACCGCCGUUGGCGUCUGAUCCUACUAAGAAGCAGGAGUUGAACGCGCUCGACAUUGUUAACCGCAUCAUGCGGAAGGAAAACUAUAUGAUUGGGUUGUUCAACAAAAAGAUCUUGGACCUCUCGCUCCCCGUGCCCUCGUUUCUCAGCCCCACCAACAAGACCUCCCACCAGUUCCUCACCAAAACCUUGGAGUGGAACUUGAACUUGUGCAUCAUCAACUUCAUUUUUACCGAGCGCGGCCAGAUCCACCCCAAGUUCCUUGCGGAACGUAACCGGCAGGCAUUGACCGAGGACCUCCGCAAGCGCUUCUUCAUCGCGGGCUUUCUCAACCUCGCGUUGGCCCCGUUCAUCGUCACGUAUUUCAUCCUAUUGUACUUCUUCCGAUACUUCAACGAGUACAAGACAAAUCCAGGCAACAUUGCCAGCGCCAGACAAUACACACCUAUCGCUGAGUGGGAGCUUCGCGAGUUCAACGAGUUGUACCACUUCUUCCGCCGCAGGCUCAACCUCAGCUGUGAGGUGGCGGACGAGUACGUGUUGCAGUUUCCGUCGGCAAAGACCCACAUUAUCAUGAAGUUUGUGGCCUUUGUGACGGGCUCGGUAGUGGCGGUGUUGGCGGUGUUCACCUUGAUUGACCCUGACGGGUUCCUUAACUUCGAAAUCACCGUGGGCCGGAAUGUCUUGUUCUACAUUUCCAUCUUCGGGACCAUCUGGGCUGUCAGCCGCAACUCGUUGCCGAAGGAGAAUCUUGUGUUCGACCCCGAGCACUCGAUGCGGCGUUUGUGCGAAUACACGCACUACAUGCCUGCCGAGUGGGAGGGGCGGUUGCACACGGUGGAGGUUAGAAACGAAUUCACGUCCAAGUACUAUGACUUGGAGGUGGUGCUUCUCUUGAAGGAGUUGGCCAGUUUGGUCUUGACCCCGUUUAUUCUCUGGUACCAGCUUACCGACUGCAGCGCCAAGAUUAUCGAUUUUGUGCGGGAGUUUACCAUCCACGUGGACGGCUUGGGAUACGUCUGCUACUUUGCGAUGUUUGACUUUGAAAAGAAGAUGAAAAAGCAGAGGAUGUUUAAGGCUCGGUCCAGAGAGGCGGCGCGUGCAAUCCCUAAGGACAUCCAUUUGGAUGACGACUUCUCUCUACGCGAAGAUUACUACAGCACCAACAACGAUAAGAUGAUGAAAUCGUACAUGCACUUUGUGGAUAGCUAUGGGGGAAACCCUAAGCCCGGUAAAGUGCCGCCGCCCCAGAGUUCGGGCAAACCAGACUUGUUGAACCGGCGAAAGCCCUCAAAGCUCAGAGAGUUGGCCGUUGCGAACAGCACCACUGGCCAUUUGGGUGCAGGCGGUUUGGCACCAUUAGAGAGCAUCCCUCGAGAAGGUGGGAUGAACGAUAGUUUGCUUGAAGGGUCGUACCAGUUGAAUUUGAAUAACUUUCAGGGCCACGAGAGCGAGAGCUACGGGGGGAAUUCCGGGGUAUUAAAGAUGUUGCAUCAGUUCUAUAAGCCCGCGGAUAUUGGAAGAUGACCAAAGGGGUGAUGCGUUAAAUAUUGAAGGCAUAAGGUAUGUUGGGCAUAAGGUAUGUUGGGCAUGAGGGUCGAUGUGUGGUUCUCUAAUUGUUUGGGCCCCAACGAUUUGCCUAUAAUCACAUGUAAACAAGCUUUUGAGUAGAAAGUCUGGUAAAAUUAUAUAAGGGAAAUGACCCCUAUGCGCUUGGGUUUACGUAAUAAGCCCCUUCAGCUUGGUUAUAGGAUGGCUCACGAAACCAUUUUAUUCUCGCAUGGUUUCUGUAUCAACAAAAAAAUACAGUCUCUUAUGGAAGUACAAUAUUAUAAACGCUAAAGCAGA